GGCGUCUGCCAGGAGCGCUUGGCCGGAGGAGGGCGGCAGCAGCUCCUCCGGCGGCCAGACGGUGCCGCCGCCGCCUCUGCUUGCGAAGGGCCCGCACCACGGCGCCCCGGAGGCGGACGCGGCGAGCAGCUCGUCGAGCGGGAGGCCGUCCGUGCUGACCCCGCCAGCGCUGCGCGCGGCCGCUGGCGCGGGCGCCCUGGGCGCGGACGGGGCGUCGUCCUUCCGCACCAGGUGCCUCGCGGACGCCAUGCACGGGAAGUGCGACAUCGACGCGGCCAUGGAGGCCUGGGGGACCGAGCUGCGCAUCGACACCGAGGACGUAGAGAUCGGCGAGAGCAUAGGCACGGGCUGCACUGCUCAGGCUGCUUGCGGCCGGGCGCCGCGGAGGGUGAGCGAG
Prorocentrum cordatum is the source of this 397-nucleotide messenger RNA. The record is from the annotation of a GenBank genome assembly. Lineage: Eukaryota; Dinophyceae; Prorocentrales; Prorocentraceae.